AUGACGACCCUCUCAACGAAGCGAAAGGGCGUCAAUCCCUUCGGCGACGGCGCGAGCUCAGACGACAAUCGCAGGCGAAAAAACACAAAGACGAACACACCCGGCGAUUGGAAGAAGAAGACCGCGCAGGCGGCAGGCGCGAGGUCGAAUGGCGCGACGAGAGGCGCGAAAGGCUUUGGUACAUCACAGUCGCGUGGUGGCUUCGGCUCUCAAAAUACUGACUCCCACAAAGGCGCGGACUCUACCGACUACGAGACCGACGAUGCGAACGGCGGCACUGGCGGCGAUGGCACACCGUACUCGGAGCGGAUCUUUGCUCAGCUGAAGAAGGAUGGAAUCGCGCCGCCAAAAUGGCCUGCCGAUCCGGGAAACACGAAGCAAAAGGCCGCGAUGGCCAAGUUCAGGGAAGACUACAAGACCUACCGCGAUCGUGCUAGGACAUCGUUGAUGCGCGCGGGCUUGAUUGACGAUCCCGACAAACCCAAGCGAUUAGAAGACGCGAUCGACUUCAAAGGCAUUUGCGACGCCAUGUGCCCCGACUUCGAGAAAAUCACGCGCAUUACCGAGUUCGACGUACAAUUCCCCGAGAAGAACUCAGCCACGACGUUUGCUGUUACUUCAAAGAUGGUGAAGAAGCUUGCUCGAUCCGCGGCUGGACAGGAAGCUCCACUACCGAUGGACGUCAGAUCUACGGCGGCAUUGAGGAAAACCUUGGACUACUUGAUCGACGACCUACUACAAACAGACGACAACCUUCCUGUGUUGCAUGGUUUUCUAUGGGACAGGACGCGUGCCAUUCGGCGCGACUUCAUCUUCCACUCCACAAUGGCUCCGGCAGAAAUGAAGGACCAAGUUUACUGCCUCGAGACGAUUGCCAGAUUCCACGUCACAUCGCUUCACUUGCUCUCUCAGGAAGGCUUCAGGCCUGAAGACUUUUCAGAACAACAGGAAAUCGAACAACUGGGCAAGGCUUUGCUCUCGUUGAUGUUCGCAUACGACGACUGCAAACCACACGGCGUGAUUUGCGAAAACGAACCCGAGUUCAGGGCCUAUCACUUGCUUUUCAGCGCGAAUAAGCCAAACAUCCUGGAUGACGUUCAGAAGGAAUGGGGUGACUCGCGGUUUUGGGCAGAUUCGGACGAGAUCAGGACAGCUGUGUCUCUUGUGGAAAGCUUGCAGAGUUCUGCAGAUUUCCACGGGCCUCUUGGCUCUGCACCGUCUAUGGCAGUAUCGGCUGCGCACCGGACCUAUUUCAAGAUUGUCGAAAGCCGCCGAGUAUCCUACACGAUGGCAUGUUUCGCAGAAAUUCAUCUUGGCCAAUUACGUCGUUCGGCACUUCGAUCUUUGAAGAAGGCGUAUACCCGACCUAGGCACGGAGCGAAAGACAUCACGCCUUCAGCACUUAAUCGAUUCCUCAACUUUGACACGGAGGCCCAGGCUGUCGAGUUUGCCGAACAACACGGAUUGACCUUUGUGGAUGGGGAAUCACCUUCUGGCGAGCUGGUCCAGUACCUAGACACCUCGAGCCGCCUGACCUGGCCUAGAAUCCAGCACAGCUUUUCCCGGAACCUGGUAGAACGAAAGCGAGGAUCACGCAGCCUUCCGGAAGUCAUACACAGCACUAUACCAGACGAAUCAUCGCCCGCAGAACAAUCACCUUUUGCCUCGAACAACAAUGGUCUGUUUGUCAGCGAUGCAUCUAAACCUGCUCCAAAACCCGUUCAGCCCGUGGCCAACGGCAACGGGGUGUUCAAGUCUCCCUUUUCAGCUACGUCAGGAGCCACCCCGACCAAUCCAGCAGGAGCGUCACCAUUCGACAAAGGUAAAGAACACUCUUACCAUCACUUCAACCUUCAUCACUAUGUGUCAUUUAAUGCCCUUUUCGAAAUCGCCCCCGCUUUACUCUUCGCAAGUCAACUCCGUCAAAACCUCGGACUGCUUGUACUCUGUGGACAGUACAACAUUAUCAUGGAAUCUUAG
This is a messenger RNA of Colletotrichum chrysophilum, 1980 nucleotides long. RefSeq lists its product as uncharacterized. The record is from RefSeq and is a predicted model, not a curated record. NCBI's taxonomy places the organism in Eukaryota, Fungi, Ascomycota, Sordariomycetes, Glomerellales, Glomerellaceae. The transcript has a single exon. Gene Ontology annotation, cellular component: transcription export complex 2; cytoplasm; nucleus. The coding region runs from base 1 to 1980 and encodes 659 amino acids. Gene Ontology annotation, biological process: mRNA export from nucleus.